UGGCAAUGUCUAAUGACGGUCUCUGAGGACGGUUUGAUAGCCGCCGCCCGCCGCUAAACCGAUCUGAAAUAUAAGCGAUACUGUCUUCUCCCAAAUACUUAUUGGGCUUUCCACCGACGCUCCGGAAUGACGCCAUUUGGGUUUUCUAUUGUGACAUUCAGGCCCAAUUCAGACAACAGCAGGCCCAUACUUUCCAAUGGGCUGCUACAGGCCCAAGAAAGAUCAGGGGCUCGCUUUAAGACGGACGGAAGGCGGUACACGUGUCCGGGAAGGCGGAAACGAAGCUUGGCCUCACAGGCUGGUAUGGUAGCAAUGGCGGGUUUAGGAGCGGAAAUUCAGAGAGGGAAGAAAAGGUAAAUGAAAACAGAAUCAGAAACGGAAACGGAUAAACGGUAAAUAUAAUAAUAAAAAUAAAGUAAAAUACAUUAAAUAAAUAAAUCAAACGAGAAAGGAGAAGACAGUGGGGAGAAAAAAUGGAUUGGGGGUGCGCACUACUCGACGAGGCGCAAGUUAGCGGUCAUCCGCUAUAUCUCUGGGUCCUUCCGUUUCCGCUUCUUUAUCCCUGGAAAACCUAGACGCACGAAGCUUUCCCCACCUGUUGUUUCGCUCGCAUUCCCCUCCCACCCGUGUAGAUCUGAAGAUCACAUCCUCUGGCCUCCUCUCCGUCUUUCCUCGCGCCUUUCGGUUUUGGCGAAGAUCGGCCUCCAACGUUUUCUUCUGCGCGAACCGCUCUUUGCCCCAUCGCCAUCAGGCCUUGUUGAUUUCCAGAAAGAACUUUUGAGGUAAUUGAUUUGCUUUUGCUGUUGGGUUUUCUUAGUUUCGAAGGGAUUCGAAUGUCUGGUUUUGCUGGUCGCGACUGAUUCUCACUUGGUUUGUUGGGUCGAUGGAUUCUCUACUUUCGUUCUGGCAUUUGGGUUUCAGAUAAAUUGAAGAUUUUUAGUUUGUGCAUCAAUCAAUUUCAUUUUUUGCUCUACCAAGAAUCAUGUAUAAGGAAUUUGCGUUCGUGACUGAUUUGUUUUUUCUGGGUAGAAGUGAUUGAAUUUUUUUAAUGCUGAAGAUCAGAGCUAUGGACGCUGAUCGCUCGUGUCAAAAUCAUUCGUCUGGACACCUCACGCUUUUUUUUCUUCUUUGUUCCAGAUCAAUCGUCAUCCAGAAGUUGAAUUUCUUGAUUUCUUUUGGAUUUCGGGUACCAGCUGAGUAGCUGCAAUGCCGGCCUAUGAUGAUGCAUAUGAUGACUAUCAGGAUGAAGUGGAAGGGGAUGAAGAAGAGGAGGAAGAAUAUGAGCAAGAAGAAGAAAUGAGACCUACCGCCGAGGAACUCAAAUAUCUUAGUUACAGAGAGCAGAAGAAGGAACAGAUCAGGAAGAAGAUGCAGAAGGAAUAUGGGGCAGCUGCUGCUAGGCCCCAAGAUAAUAAGCGAAAACCUCCUCUUGAAAGUUUCGGUUCAUUUUUUGGCCCUUCUCAGCCAGUUAUAGCUCAGAGAGUUAUCCAAGAAAGCAAAUCAUUGCUGGAGAACCCUCACUUGGCAAUGAAAGUUAUAAACUCACAGCGUAAUGAGAAACGUAGUUCAUCAACAGCCGCUGCUUCGACGAAUGGUGUAACUGAGAGGAUAUCAAAAGUGAAAAAGGAGCUGCAAACAAAAGUCCAGAAACUCAAGGCCACAAGGGAUUACUCAUUUCUGUUAUCAGAUGAUGUAGAUGUCCCAGUUCCGGCGAAAGAUCCUGCAGUGCAAAGAGUGUCUGUUCCUCAGUCUGAGGCGCGAUCUGCUCAAGUGCAACAGAAGAGUAAACAGCCUAUGGGCAAUGGUCACAGGCAGGCGAAUGGUGCUCGUGAGCAGCAGAGGAGAUCGGUUCCCAUGAAUGGCCAACCGCAGUUGAGAGCAGGGUCUGGCAAGGCUAUUUCAACUUCAAGUGGGGGACCAAAUGCAGCACCACUAGACUCAAGGAGGCAGCUCGGUAACUACAGUGGUAUUGGACCAGGACGGCCAUCGACAGGGUCAAUGAAAGGGUUGCCUGCAAAGAUCGCUGCUGGUCAUGUGGAGAAGAAGAAUCCUUUGCCAGCUUCCAAGACCAUAUUACCCGCAACUCGCAAGCCUCUCCCUUCAAAAAUGCAGUCAAGCAUUCAACGGCCUCAGUUGGAAAUCAGGAGGGUAGUGCAAGAACCGAAUAGACAUCCCGCGUACAGAAGGGUCGUGCAGGAUGCGAGUAGACAGUUGGAGAACAGAAAAGCAGCACACGAACCCAGUAGAUCUAAAUCGAUAUCAAAUCAACAAUCACACUCUAGACCACAGAUGAAUAAGCCGCCUGUCAGACCAACCUCAUCAUACCCAUCAGCACAACAGAGUCGUGUGAUUAAAAGGCCUGCUCCACAGCGUUCCGAUGAUAGGUACAAUGACCGCUACAGUAAGCCAGUCAAAAAAAUAGUCCAGCGUGAUGUCCGACCUAAGAAAAAGCAUUCUGAGGAUGAAGACGCUUUCGCUGAGCUCAGACAGAUGUUAGGGAGGCCAAAGUACGCGGAUUAUGAUGAUGAUGAUAACAGUGACAUGGAGGCCAACUUUGAUGACAUACUGGAGGAAGAGAAGAGAAGCGAGAGAAUAGCGAAGCAGGAGGAUGAAGAAGAACUGAGGCUGAUAGAGGAAGAGGAGAGGCGCGAAAGAAUGCGAAGAAUGGCUAAGAAGCGCAAGUUAAGCCAUUAAACCGUUAGUUUUUGCAUUCCUCAAAAGGCGGGAGGAAAAUGAAGAACAAGGAGAAGUCGGUACUCAUGGAAUUUGAAUUGGGUCCUCAUUGUUGCUCGAUUUCAGCACAGAUUUUUUAUAGAAUGUUACAGAUUUUUUAUAGAAUGUUAUGUAGGCACAAUUUUUAGAUGUAAUCUCAUGGCCAAAUAAAAUAUUGGGGUUUCUUAUGACUGGUUGGUUGACUGGCUCUUGAGUCGUUAUCUUUCUCUUGACAACUAAGAUAGCAUUGACCUUGAUUGUUUUACUCCGAACCUUGUUUCGGAGGCGUUUAUUCGAUUUCAAGUUGAUAACCCAAUUACAAAGGCGAUUUUGAUACUCUCGGACACAUGACAAAUGAGGAAUUUAAAGCAUUGGUGAUCGAUUUUUAGUAUUUGAAGUUGCAGUUUUAACGUUAUGGUAUAACUUUAGGUUGUACCUAUAAUCAAAUAUGAUAAGACAAAUAAAUGUUGUUUUAAUAAGGGUACUAUUUACUUGCAGAGCAAGUAACACCAAUGUUAACCACGCGGCAGCUAGGCAACCCCCGAAUUAUGAGGCUUUUUGGAGGCGAGGAGUGGUUGAUUUUCAACAUCAGAGGUCUCUGCAACCAGUGUGGGCGGGAUCACUUAGGGGAGUGUAACAGCCCCCCAGGGUCUGCUAUAACUAUAACGAGCCUGGGCAUUUCGCUAGAGAAUGCCCCUAGAGAGGCAGACAGGGGAUGGCUCAGUCUGAGCAGUCUGUCCGGGGUGGUGGAGCGAUGACUCACACAGGACCACGGUUUGGCGGCCAGCCAAACCGCUCCUUCUAGAGCCAGCGAGGAUGCACCGGGCGGUUCGACCGCAUUAAUCGGGACAGAGACCAGGGGCCUUCAACAAGGGGACAACCAAGGGUGUUUGUCAUUCGAGGGAUAGAGGGCGACUGUGGUGACGAUGGAGGGGACGAGCAAGCACAUUGAUGUGAUCAUGUGGGGCAAAUGGAGAAACUGUGGAGAAGGAGUAAUUUGCUUUAAGCAUAGACCGUUAGUUGGUUGUUUUCUUCGAAAGAUACACUUUCAGUUCUAGUACUCGGUACUAAACCUAGUAAAUUAGCUCGGACCAAAAUUUCGAGGUCGAAAUUUAUUAAGUGGGAGGGAAAUGUUAUAUCACAGUUUGAGAAGUCUUAGUCAAACACCAAAAGUUUAAGACCAAGUAUUUAUCUUCUCAGUUCCAAAUUUCGAGGACGAAAUUUUUAUAAAGGUGGAGGAAAUGUAACACCUCGACCUUUGAAUUUAGAUCGACCUUAAUACGUGAAUGAUUGGAUUAAUAAUUACGUACGAGGAGUUGCAAUUGCAGUUUAUGAAUAAUAAUAAUAAUAACUAUUAUAUUAUAAAAAAAAAGGUCAGGGGCCGAGCGGCCCAUUAAUUGUCCCCCCACAUAAAUUUCCAACGCAAAAACCCCUACCCCUACCCCUUCCCCAAAUUUCCCCAAAACCUUUUUUCCAAUCCCUUCUCCAGCAGCGCCCCACCCCUUUGUUUUCCCACGGGUACUACCAAAUCCGGUCAACGCGGGUAAAAUUCAUAUUGACGGGUUUUGGGGCGGGUUUGGGUUUAAACCCGUUCACUAUUUAUCGGGUUGGGUUUGAGUUUAGGUAAACCCGACCCAUGGGUAUCCGCCCACACCAUAUAAUUAAUUUUCUCGGUAUAUUUAAUAUUCUAAACAACUAAUUUUAUUUAUGUUUGUGGAGACAUAUCAAAUUUUUUCUUUCUAAUUGUGUGGAAUGAAGUUGAUGUUAUCGA
Messenger RNA from Linum trigynum, 4483 nucleotides. The record is from the annotation of a GenBank genome assembly. Lineage: Eukaryota; Viridiplantae; Streptophyta; Magnoliopsida; Malpighiales; Linaceae.